Pieris macdunnoughi is the source of this 399-nucleotide messenger RNA. NCBI's taxonomy places the organism in Eukaryota, Metazoa, Arthropoda, Insecta, Lepidoptera, Pieridae. The record is from the annotation of a GenBank genome assembly.
AUGUAUGACAUGUUGUCGGAAUUCAGAGUAUCAGAAUUCGAUUCAUUUGUGGAUAUAUUAAGAUUGACUCCAAUUGACCCUUUAGACACUUUUGGUGAAAUGUGGUAUCCUGUGUUUCUUUGGUCCUUGUGCUCCUCUGUUUUUGUCCACACGUGUGCUGCGUUAGUUGCGUUCGGAACAUUAAGAAAACAUAAAUAUGGAAAAUUCUUCCCUGUGCUUCUAAUAGUGAUGGGAGUAAUGAGCCCGGUUACCUCAGGGGUUGCAAGUAGUGCAGCUAUUGCCUUUAUCUACAGGGCAGCUAAUUUAACUAUGCCACCAAUACAUGCAAUGAUUUGGGGAAUCGGACAGACAAUUUUAGGGGCAGGAAUUGGUUUCACUAGAAUAUUAGCUACAUUGUAG